Messenger RNA from Leptomonas pyrrhocoris, 1791 nucleotides. RefSeq lists its product as hypothetical. NCBI's taxonomy places the organism in Eukaryota, Euglenozoa, Kinetoplastea, Trypanosomatida, Trypanosomatidae. The coding region runs from base 160 to 1791 and encodes 543 amino acids. Gene Ontology annotation, molecular function: protein binding. The transcript has a single exon. The record is from RefSeq and is a predicted model, not a curated record.
GCAUGCGCAUUUUGAUGCCGGUAUUGCAGCACGUCAUCAACACCGCUUUGGGUUUACUUGACUGAUUUAAAAAAAGAAUUAGAAGGAAAACGGGAAACACUGAGUUUCACCCUUUGUCAUUCGCACCUAUUCAUUCAAAGCAGCGGGCACUCCGUGCGCAUGAAGUGGCCGACGCAUCAGCUCACCACAAUAAGGGCGCGACGUGUGGCUGCUGCCCCGGCCCUGCGCGUCUUCGUAUCCUCCCACCCGCUCCUACACGCCUCCUUCCACAACUCACCCACCGCCCUGUGCAGUCCGCGCGCGUCCUUCGUCAUUCCUCCGGUGGAGCGGCUAACCAGUCCGCGGUCCCCUCGCCUCUCCAGUAGCUACGUUGACGCGGGGCACGGCCGGAGCGCCACCGGAAGCGCGGGAAAAGAAGAUGACUGCACGGAUGGAUUUCGCUUCGCGGUGAAGAUGGACGAACGCGGACUGCACGAUCACGGCGUGACGCCCGAGGCGAAGGACUUCAUCGCGGAUGCGGAGGAGGAGUACAGAGCUAGCUCCGCGUAUCUGCACGAGGUGCCGGGUGGGCCGAGUUUGCCAGAGACGGAAAGCUACAUCGAUGCCGCAACAGGGCAGGAGGUGACGUCUCGCCGCAUCGCGGCCCCGUUUGGGGAAACUUACAUACCUUCCAACAAAGAACGCUUUGCGAGCCGCGGCCACGCCGGUGAGUUGGCCCGGCAGCGCGAUGUCGUCGACAAACCUUUUAUGUUAGACGAGCACGCGCAACUCAACUUGAAGAAGGAGCGUCAGCUGAUGGAGCUGCUCGACGCACCGAUGCCAGCGCUGGAGAAAGCAGAGGAGGUGGCGCAUUUCUUGCUCGAAAGCUUCUACCCACAAGCCUUGGCCCUGCAGCCGCGUACCGGCGAGUCGAUCAUGCUGCUCUACUCCCAGGCGAGUUACCUGAAGCGACUCAACGGCCCGCCGGGUGCAACGGAGAACAGCGCGGCGACUCCGCAGCUCGCAGCGGGUCCGCGCGCCGCGUCGCCGCUCGCCGCGCAGGACGUGGUGUUUCUGUCCGACAUGCGACUGCUCUACACGCAUCAGAAGCGUUGCUUUGUGUGCCCGACCCCGCUACUGCUGGAGCACUUAAUGGUGGCCCUCAGCGUCGUGGCGGAGCCGAGCACGCCAGCAUUUCACCUUGCAAAUCGAUUGCUGCUAGACGCGGAUCGCUUUGUGCUCUUGCCGACCCGCACCACGUACACCGCCUUCCUCAAAGUAUGUCAGGUGAACAACGCGAUGCAGUUUGCGCUGGCGCGGUACACUGACGCGCUGCAGGCGCUGCAGCUGCCCGUCGAUGCGCCGAUGCUGACGGCGCUGCUGAAAGGGUUGAAUGAGAGCGGCUAUGUGGAGGAGGCGGUGGCGCUGCUGGCGCGCGUGGCGCACGUGCCGGUGUCGACGCCGCUGCUGAACGCCUCUCUCGAAACGCUUCUCUUGUCCGACCAGGCCCUCUCGUGCUUUUCUCUUUUUGACUCUAUGAGCGACUCCCCGACGAAGCCGGAUGCGGCGACCUACACGCUUCUUCUCCUCGCCUGUGAGAAGUCGGGACAGUGGAAGCGGGUGACGGCGAUCUUGUCGGACAUGCAGCAGCGUCGUGUGCGCGGAGAUGCGCGGACGCUGAACUUGCUGUUAAAAGGUCUGCUGCAGGAGCGGCUGCACAGCUUUGCCGCGCAGCUCUAUCAAACAAUGCAGGUGAAGCACGUGCCGGUGUGGCCCGCGCUGGAGGCCGGUGUGCGACCGCUGCUGCGUUAA